AUCUGAUCCUUCGGACGCAAACCUAACCUUCAUAUAACCAAUACGAUUCGCUCACGAUGUUCGUGAAAGUUUCCAGCGAUAUAUUUCUAAUUCUGCUAAACGCGAAGAAAAUAUGUAAUAAUCAAAUAGAAUUUAUUUCAUCUAUUAAAUUACAAUUAUAACAAAUUUUUUAUUUGUUACAUGCGAGCAGGAUACAAGAUUUUUGAUAACCGAGUCAUCAACGCCUCGAGACACGAUUACAAUUCAUGACGCAUUAAAAUUCUGAAUUAAACAUUUCAUUAUUAUCAAUAAUAAUAAUAAUAACAACAAUAAUAUAUUGGAUUUCCAUUAAUAAUUUUAUAUAACCUGCAGCAUAAAAUUCUGAAUAUUGUGAAUUAUUAGAAUAACGUAGCAUAUUUUUUGUACUUGUUGCAAUGUUCAUAUCGAAAAGGAGUCGAUAUUAACAUAAAUAAUUGUUUAUUGUACUGUUUUUCGCGUUAAGUAAUUAAAAUAUAUACGUAAUUCAAUCGUUUUGAAGAUUUUUAAGGUAUUUACCGUUUUAUAGAAAAUGGUGGACCUACAAGGCAAGGACAAAAGAAAUAUAUCCUUGCCGAUGAAAUUGCAAUCGUACGAAUAUGAACAGGCAAUUAACAAACCGACAAUAAUUAAUACGCAAAGAACGUUCUACAAUAUUCGUAUCGCAGAUAUUGAUAAUAGAAUAAACAGGUUAAAAGAUCGAAAUGAGAAAUUAUUAAAAGAAAUUGAAAAUACAGAUGAACUUGUAAUUACACUGGACGCAGAAACAGCUGAUGAAAUUGCAACCUUAACUAAACAAGUCAACACGCAGAAUAGUAGAAUCGAAAAUUUAAAAAAUAAUAUUAAUAAAAUAGAAAAGGAUCGCACGCAGGUGAAAGAAACUCAUCGAGAUAACAUAAAACUGUUUAAAGAAAGAUAUACGAAGAAGAAGAUAGAACUGGUUUAUCAAAUUAAAAUAUUAAGUGCAAAAAUUAAUAGUUUGGAAAAUUUUAAAAAAGUUCAGAACAUUUUGCAAGAAAAACUCGAAGGAAAUAAGGAACGUAUGAUAAAGUAUGAGAAAGAAUUGAAAGAAACAACUGAAGGGAUUAGGCGAAAAUUUGAAUUUGAUAAAGAAAUGCUCAAGAUUGAACUGUAUAAUUACCUUCUUGAUUUGGCAGCACAUUUUCAAAUUGAAACCAACAAAUUUAUGAGUUUCCCUAAUAAAAGAUUAAUGCAGGAGAAUAUAAUGUUACAGAAAAAUUUAUUGCAAUUGUCUAAAGAAGUUUCGACUAAAAGAAAUGUUGCAAUUGAUUGCCAAAAAACUAUUGUUGCGCAACGUUCAAGUACAAAACAUAAUAUGGUAACUUUAAAAAUAUAUAAUCGGGUGCUGAAAGCUUUACAACGAAAAUUUGAUAAAAUGAAAAAGUGUUUGUCUAUUAUUAAUAUCCCGGAGUCUACAGCGGAAGAAAGACAAUGGCUAGCAGUUGAAAAUGCCAGAAUAGAGGAACAGAAUGUGAAGUUCCUUUUAUCGUCGAUGCAAACUUUAUUUCAUAAAGAGAAGACGAAAAUAGGUAUUGCCAAGUAUUUACAGAGGAAGGUAGAAUGUAAAAUAAAAGCAGUUAUAGAAACACUUUAUGAUGUGAAGUACAUUGUAAUAUGCUUGCUCAAGUGUCCUGCAACUGAAUUAAGUUAUUCAAAAUUGCUUCUAAUUUUCCAAGAUAAACUUUUUAAAGGGCAAUUAAGACUUCAGUGUAAUACUGUUAAUUCGGUUGAAAGCAUUCCACGAGAAAUAGAUUGCCACGUAGAAGAUUUGAAAGAUAUUCCAGAAGAUAUUAAUUUUGAGAUAUCGAGUGCCACUGAAGAGACAGCAUUGAUGAGCAGAGCAAUCUUAGAUAAAGUAAAUAAUUUUAUCCACACAGAAAAAGACGAAACUGACACGUCUAUUGAAAAUGAUACAUCCGAUAAAAAUGAAUUAGAUGAAAUUUUUAAAGAUCUUACGGUAUUUGAUGAGAACGAAUAUGAAGAAAUUAAUGACGCCGAAUCCUUAGACGGCGAAGAAUUACUUGACGUGAACGAGGAAUAG
Molecule: messenger RNA, 2077 nt
Organism: Nomia melanderi (Alkali bee)
Lineage: Eukaryota; Metazoa; Arthropoda; Insecta; Hymenoptera; Halictidae
Source: RefSeq, a predicted model, not a curated record